This is a messenger RNA of Paramacrobiotus metropolitanus, 2587 nucleotides long. RefSeq lists its product as uncharacterized. Lineage: Eukaryota; Metazoa; Tardigrada; Eutardigrada; Parachela; Macrobiotidae. The transcript has 4 exons. The coding region runs from base 148 to 2436 and encodes 762 amino acids. Gene Ontology annotation, molecular function: protein binding. The record is from RefSeq and is a predicted model, not a curated record.
UUACAGAAUCAUAGAUUAAAUGAUUUUCGUGCACUUAUUCUAACAGAAACAGAAUUUUUGCAAGUUAUCUUAUCAUGAAUAGUGCCAUGUCAUGUGAAAUGUAAGCACAUCUUAAGGCCGUGACCUUAAUAUUUAUCCGAUCGUAGCAUGCCAGAAACGGUGACGAUUCCCUCCGAAUACCAGGCCGAAGAAAAAGAACCCCCAUUUUUUGACCUUUUUGAGAAACCCCGAAUCCCAUCCCUUCUGAACCCCGGGACAAUUCGCUGUACCAACGACCCUCCCUGCAAUAAUUGCAACCACUGCCAACUUGAGCAACAUGCUGCCAGCUUCAUUGCAUGUAUGCAGCGGAUCAGCGGUACACGGCAGCAUGAAAUCCUCAUGUGCUUCGUGGACGUCAUGCCCAUCAAGACCGCGGUGUGGACGCUCGAUCUCCUGCGCCUGCAUGUUGACACGAUGACCCCAGGAAUCGACAGUAUUGCGCGCGAGCUGCAGCAGCGCACGCUGCGCCAAUCAGGAGCCACGGUGACUGAUGCCCCGCCCCUUGCGGAUGUCCACCGCUUAAUCACAUCUGUCGAGCAGACCGUUGACUGGUUUACACGGUGCGAUAUUCUAAAUCAACAGUUAUUUAUUAUGCGUUGCUUGCUUAUUCAAGAUUAUUCCCAAUUAUUGUGGUUUUAUAAGGAACUAAAGGCGGCGGUCGUCGAGCGGCUUCCUCCUGAACCCGAAAAACCAGCGAUCUCGGCCAAAGGAAAGACGCCAAUUCCCAGUAAGAGUAAAGCGGAGACACCGGUGGCAGUGGUAGCGACGCCAUGGCUGAAGGAACCGGUGAAACCGGAUGUCGUAUUCGGGAAUCCCAAUCCGAGUUACAAAGGUCACAUUUGUCUGGAUUUGGAAGGAGCGGGGUUUGUUACACUGGAAGAACGGAAUGUCUUCUGCUCGAAAUUCGAGGAGUUUCGCUUGUGGAAAUCAGAAGGAAGUAUUCCGAUAGCGGCGGUUUGUCCAAACUCUGGACUGUGGGGAGUUUAUUCAAAAAUACACAGAAACAUCUCCAUUUAUGAUGUGGCAACAAAGCAGAUUGUUGAGGCCAUUUCAGUGAAACCGGAAACCACUCCUGUCUUAAGGAUGGCCAUUUCCAGGAACGCCUCGUACAUCUUUGUUCAAGCGUCCCAUUUUUGCGUCCAUAUUUACCAAAAAACCCUGCCUAAAUUUGUCUUUCUUAAACAAAUAUCUUUGGACCCAGAAAAUGGCAUUAACUUGCUGGACACAACGCCGAAGGACCAGCUAGUACUAUCGUCGCGUAGUGCCAGCAUUUACAUUUACCAACACGAAAACCAAUUUACUGAGCCGAGUCGGAUUUACACAUUAGGUGGGAACAUCUGGUCUCACUGCAGUACUCCCAUCUUCUCCCUUUUCUUCCCCACUUCCUCCAGUAGCGAUAUUUUUGCCGCAUCUCUCGGCAGCGGGUCCGUCGUGCUGGUUAAUACCCAAACCGGUUGUAUUCGUAAACUGCUGACCGCCCACUCGCUCCAUCCGGGUCCGGUGCGGUAUCUGCACUGCGACACAUAUUUCUGCAUAGGAUGCGUGCACAACGUGGCGUACAUCUGGGAGAUUAACGGAUCCCAAUCAGCAGCACGCCAUACUUUGCCGCAUCCCGUGGAGAUUAGCGCAUCGAAUGCACUGUACCAGCGCCUUGUCACCGGCUGCCGGGAUCACAGCAUUCGGGUGUGGUCAGUCGUGACCGGUCAACUUUUGCGGGUGAUGGUGACCUUUGCGGAUGUGGCCCAUCCGCUUUUAAAACUGGAUAUUAUCGGGGAAAGGAUCAUCGUUGGCACCAUGUUGACGGGAUUGUAUGUUGUUUGGUUCGAAGAAGUGGAGUGGCAAGAAAGUAAUCCAUUGAUAUUUGCUUGUGAAAAUGAAAGUUCAGACCGAUGUAUUCGCAUAGAGCAAAAGAAGAUUUUAGACCAGCUGACGCCCAGUAAGCCGGCAGAAACCGAUUCAAAAUGGCGACAGCGACUGGUUCGUCUCCUAAACCAUCACGCAGUUCUAAUUGCAAGUCAGCCUGGAAACGCCACAACGACGCAUAAUUUACCGCUGCAAUCACAUCCUAUACCGUACACUAAGCCUCCUUUAAUGGAAACAUUCACCGAAGAAGCCGCUCGUGAAAUCGGGAAGAAAGGUCAAGCUGAGGAGUUUGCAGCGCAGUUGAGCAUCAGAAAACAGCAGUCGGCGAAAAAGAGUGCAAUGGUUAAUCAAAAUGCCGGUGUCUUAUCGGAGACUACAAGAGUUCAGUUUAGCGCCGCUGGAGAACGGAAAGCGGAAUUGCUGAGCUAUCCAAAUCAGGCAGAGGAGCUGAAUACUGCGGUUGUUGCAGCCUUAAAUGCUUCUAACAAGGCAACCGAUCAGAACAAGAAAAAUAAGACGAAAGCCACGCAUUAACUUGUUGUUCGUCAGCUGCUUUUCAGUAUAAUUAUUGCAACAAAAUAGAGUUUAAUGACGCAAGAUCGUCCCAAACAUCAAAUACCGAGAGCAGCAUUUUUGCAAGCAUUUUCAAUAGCACAAAUCAUCACCGUAAGCACCCAACAACGUG